UAAUAAUAAUAAUAAUGUCGUCCUUCUCUCUUCUUUUAUCUAUUCGUGUGUAUCGUUGAAUCAAAAAUCCAUUCUUUGACCCGUCUCUCUCUCUCUUCCUUUUUUGCCGCCGUUGCAGAAGGAGAUGCUCUAUAUCGUCCUCUGAAAUUGCUGGUUACAAUCACAGUUUAAAUACUUCAUCCGUAUCACCCUUUUCGCACUUCUUCUUCUUCUUCAGUCGCCCCCCUCAAAAACCAACAAUUUCAAACUCUCUCGUCAUUCAUUGCCGCACCAACACACGCCCAGAUCUUCGCCGAACCCAAUCACCCAGAUCCUACGGACUCGAUCCCUCCUCUUACUCUCUCAUUCAUCAACUGCUACACCAAAGACUGUGAUACAUGGAACAGAACGGUAAUAUGAGAAGUAGGACGACUAGGGUUACUUAUCCUCAAGAAAACAGAUGCGUCAGCCCAUCAUCAUCAUCAACCAUUGAAGAUGAAUUUGAUCCAUGGACGGCUUGGGCAUACAGACCUCACACAAUAUCUCUACUGCUUAUUGGUGCAUGUUUUCUUGUUUGGGCAAGUGGAGCUCUUGACCCAGGAAGUGGUUCAUUAGGAGAUGUUGUUACUUCAGUUAAAAGGGGUAUAUGGGCAAUGAUUGCAGUAUAUCUUGCUUAUUCCUUGCUGCAAGCCCCAUCAACAUUACUGAUUAGACCACACCCAGCAAUUUGGCGUCUGGUUCAUGGCAUGGCUGUUAUUUACCUUGUCGCUCUAAGUUUUCUUCUUUUCCAGAGUCGUGAUGAUGCUAGGCAAUUCAUGAAGUUUCUACAUCCUGAUCUUGGUGUUGAACUCCCUGAAAGAUCCUAUGGUUCUGACUGUCGGAUAUAUAUUGCUGAGAAUCCCACAAACAGGUUUAAGAAUGUUUAUGAGACAAUUUUUGAUGAGUUUGUUCUGGCUCAUAUUCUGGGGUGGUGGGGUAAAGCUAUAAUGAUCCGCAAUCAACCUCUUCUUUGGGCACUCUCAAUAAGUUUCGAGUCGAUGGAGCUUACCUUCCGCCACAUGUUGCCUAAUUUCAAUGAGUGCUGGUGGGAUAGCAUCAUCCUCGAUGUGCUUAUUUGCAACUGGUUUGGUAUCUGGGCUGGAAUGUACACUGUUCGAUAUUUCGAUGGAAGAACAUACGAAUGGGUUGGUAUAAGUAGGCAACCUAACAUUAUGGGGAAGGUUAGACGAACAUUAGGUCAAUUUACACCAGCCCAGUGGGAUAAAGACGAGUGGCAUCCCCUACUUGGCCCUUUGCGGUUCAUACAAGUUCUUUUCUUAUGUAUUAGCUUCUUAACAGUGGAGCUUAACACAUUCUUUCUCAAGUUUUGUCUUUGGAUUCCUCCAAGAAAUCCACUCAUCGUCUAUAGAUUGAUCUUGUGGUGGCUAAUUGCAAUCCCAGCCAUCCGUGAAUACAAUUCCUACCUGCAGGACAGAAAAUCGGUAAAGAAGGUUGGUGCUUUCUGUUGGCUUUCUCUGGCAAUCUGCAUAGUUGAAUUGCUCAUCUGCAUCAAAUUUGGAAAUGGGCUGUUUCCGAAACGAAUGCCCGUUUGGUUAGUGAUAUUCUGGACGUCUGUUGGAACAGUGCUCGCGGUGUUCUUAGUUGUAUGGUCGUGGCAUCUUAACCGUUCUUUGGGAAGAAAGAGGAAAUGAUUUUCUAAUUCCACAUUCUUUGGGUACGUAGUGAAUGAUGAUUCUUGUUGUAAAUACUUUCUUUAGUUUUUUUAUUGAGUUGUAGAAUAUUUUCAUUUUAUAACCUUAAAUGGUAGAAUUCUUUC
Impatiens glandulifera is the source of this 1795-nucleotide messenger RNA. RefSeq names its product CDP-diacylglycerol--serine O-phosphatidyltransferase 1-like. The coding region runs from base 378 to 1670 and encodes 430 amino acids. Lineage: Eukaryota; Viridiplantae; Streptophyta; Magnoliopsida; Ericales; Balsaminaceae. The transcript is spliced from 13 exons. Gene Ontology annotation, molecular function: L-serine-phosphatidylethanolamine phosphatidyltransferase activity. The record is from RefSeq and is a predicted model, not a curated record. Gene Ontology annotation, biological process: phosphatidylserine biosynthetic process.